Messenger RNA from Thlaspi arvense, 924 nucleotides. NCBI's taxonomy places the organism in Eukaryota, Viridiplantae, Streptophyta, Magnoliopsida, Brassicales, Brassicaceae. The record is from the annotation of a GenBank genome assembly.
AUGACUAAAGGUACUCCUUCUACUACUAUAAACGAGCUUUCUCACUUGCUUCACAUAACGCAAAUAGGUGGUUAUGGUAAAUACUUAGGACUGCCGGAGUCCAUAGGUCGUACUCAAACAUGGGAUACAGAGCAGCUUCGAUCUCUCUUUCAGCUGACUGAUGUACAAGAAAUAUUAAAACUCACCCCCUGUAUUACCAAUGUAAGUGAUUCUCCCUUUUGGCUUCCAACGCAACAUGGCUUAUAUACUGUCAAAUCCGGCUAUUCUGUUAUGCGGACGUUGUUCUGUCCCCUUCUCUCCACGCAUGAUGCUUUCUCUGUCAUACUGUUUAUUGGUUGGGAACUGUGGAAAGCACGGAAUAAACUCCUAUUCACAGGAAAACGGCUAAGCAUUGUGGCUAUUAUUAACAACGCUUUUCUGUAUCAUAAACUCUGGUGCCAGGUUACUGCUGAUGUAUCUGAUCAGCCUUCUCAAUAUCCAUGUUCCCCUAUGAGGAUGUUGCUUCCACAAAUAUCAGGUCCUCGUUCUCCAUCCUACUGUUAUAUUGCGUCUAAUCAACAAACUGGAGUUGCUUGGAUUCUCCAUACACCUGAAGGCCACCCCUUUAUGCAAGGCUCUUCCUCUAUGUCUCCACUCAAAACUCCGUUAGAAGCUGAAGCAUUGGCGUUAAGGAUGGCUAUCCAGGAAAUAACUAAGCUUCAUUACGGUCCUGUUAUUUUUAUGGGUGCCUGCUCACCAUUGUAUAUUCCGCUUAGCAAAUGUGAUGAAGCUCGAAAGCCCACUGACAUUCAAAGAUCAAUCGCAAUGAUUGUCCAAGAUAUCUCUCGUUUAUGCCAGCCGGACAAUCACACUUUUCAAUAUCUCCAUUCAGUAAGGUUGCUGUUUUGGCAAAGUUAUCUCGUAUCAACACACAAAGUUAUGUAG